Anopheles darlingi is the source of this 731-nucleotide messenger RNA. RefSeq lists its product as uncharacterized. The transcript has 3 exons. NCBI's taxonomy places the organism in Eukaryota, Metazoa, Arthropoda, Insecta, Diptera, Culicidae. Bases 116 to 562 code for a protein of 148 amino acids. The record is from RefSeq and is a predicted model, not a curated record.
UAAACAGAUAAGCCUGCAAUGAGAUCGCGGUACUUGAAAUAGAACGCCAUGUGUUCGGGGUAACAUUAAAAAAAACUCCGCAGCACAGUAUAGAAGUUGAAGCGAUCGAAGCAAGAUGGCACGAAUGCAGCUCUACACGAUGGCGAUAUUCGUCUGUUUAGGUGUUCAGCUCGAUUAUGCAAAUGCCAUGAACUGCCCACACUGUGUCGACGUUUUGACUUGUGCGGCAUACGAGGUCCCGAAGGUGGACUGUACUGGAGCCGUCGUGAACCGAACUGUCCUAAUGCUGGGUGGUAUUUUUCGAAACCUAACGGCAUAUACCGCUCCCGACACCGUUUACAGCUGCGUCGAAGUUAGCUUUCGGCGUGAUGAGAACUCCACUGACACAUUUGCCCUAAAAGGAUGCACGGCCGGGCGGAAAAGUAUAUGCGGUGAGCCGACGUACGAUUACAACGGAAUCCUAUCGUGCAGAUCUUACAGUGGUGCUGAUCGCCAGCAACUCAGCUUGGUGCUGCUAUUGAAUGUUGGUAUCGUUGCGUUUGCCUUACUUUUCGUUAGCUAAUAAAACGCCGUAAGCUGUUUAAAACCCCGGUGCAAUGCGUGCAAAGAUCGCGAGCAAACACACAGCAAAAGGUAGGCAGCAAAUGGCCGUGGCGUCGAUCUUGCCGGCACCAUUGUCAUCAUCUUUGUCCAGCCCGUAGUAAAUGCCAUUGCAUUCCUCAUCCUCGCAA